Opisthorchis viverrini is the source of this 189-nucleotide messenger RNA. RefSeq lists its product as hypothetical. The coding region runs from base 1 to 189 and encodes 62 amino acids. The transcript has a single exon. Lineage: Eukaryota; Metazoa; Platyhelminthes; Trematoda; Opisthorchiida; Opisthorchiidae. The record is from RefSeq and is a predicted model, not a curated record.
AUGAUUGCGGUCAACGUGGGCGACGGAGCCGAAACCACAGUAAAAUUGUCAGCCACGUUAAGUAUGAAGUGGGGUUGUGUGAAGUCAAUUUUCAGCCCAAGGGAUGAGCAAAAACAAGGAUGUGGUCCUACAUUGAAAUUUCGACGACCUGGGGUUGAUACGUCACAAGAUGCCAUUGAUCCGACUUGA